Rotaria sordida is the source of this 1260-nucleotide messenger RNA. NCBI's taxonomy places the organism in Eukaryota, Metazoa, Rotifera, Eurotatoria, Philodinida, Philodinidae. The record is from the annotation of a GenBank genome assembly.
AUGGAAAGGAGGCAACGUUCGUAUACAAUUGAUUCAAUAUCACCAACUCCACAGGAAGCUGCAGCUGGUCUUGAUCCAUUAGUUCAAUCGAUUAAUGAUCAAGAUGGUGCACCAGUGUAUGUUCGUCGACGAUCAUCAAUUUUCUAUGUACCUGAUAUUCAAAUACAUGAAAAUGAGGAAAAACCUAGUGAUGAAAAGAAAUUAAAUCCUCUUGUAAGAUGUUUCACUUAUACGGAACGUUUUUCGGGUAUUUUGUAUGCUUUAGUUGCAUCAUUAUUAUUUACAUGUUCAAAUUUUGCAUUAAAACAACUUGAUAUUGUUCUACUUAAUGCUUUUAUGAUUCGAUUGUUUGUUCAAGCAUUACUAUCACUUGGCUUUAUUAUUUAUAAAGGUUAUCGUCCAUGUCAUGAUUCUAAUGGAUUACUAAUAUUUAUACGUUCUCUUUUUGCUGCUGCCGGUAGUAUAUCUUUUUAUCUUAGUUUGUCUAUUCUUCCUCUACCUGAUGUAACAACAAUUCGAUAUACACAAGUUGUUUGGACAGCAGUUCUUGCUGUAUUCAUAUUUCAUGAACGUAUUAAUUUACCAACUAUCAUAGCAUGUAUAUUAACACUUGGUGGUGUUGUAUGUGUAGCUCAACCAACAUUUCUUUUUCCACAAUCAAAAAUACAAAAUGAAACUUUACAAAAUAUAUCAACACUUAACAAUAAUAAUAAUAAUAAUAAUAAUAAUCAUUUAACUGGUAUGUUAUUUGCACUUUUAUGUGCAAUAUCAAUUUCAAUGAGUAUUGCUUUAAAUAAAAAAUUAAUUCUAAAAAAUGUUCGACAAAGUAUAAUAAUGUUUUAUUUUUUAUUUAUAACACUUAUUGUAUGUAUUAUAAUUCAAAUUUAUUAUUGGAAUUUUUCGAAAUCGAAACAUAAAAGAUUUAAUUUUAAAAUAAUUCUUUUUAAAAAAGAUUAUAUAUUUGCAACAAUUAUUUCUAUAUUCCAACUAUUUCCAAUGAUAUUAGCACAAAAAUCACUUAAACGUGAACAUCCAUCAAUUGUUACUGUUGUACAAUCAUCUGAUAUACUUUUUGCUAUUAUACUUCAAAAUAUAUUUUCAUCAAUUAAAACUAAUUUACUUGCAUUAAUUGGAUCAAUACUUGUUCUUACUAGUAUUUUUAUUGUUGGUGGGCAUAAACUUUGGUUAGAUCGACAAAGUCGUACUUAUAUACCUGCGUCAACACAAGAAAAUGUACUUAAAGUUGAAACAAAAAAUUAA